AUGGGUGUCCUCGAUGUUGUCCCCGCGUACGUCCCCUCCGCCCCCGGCGUCCUCACCGGCAAGAACCUCGUCAAGUUGAUGGACUACGCUCGCGAGAACCACUUCGCCAUCCCUGUGCAUCAAGCUGACCCCGCCUUUUCCACUCCGCUUUUCUCCCUUCUCCAGGCCUUCAACUGCACCUCGUCGUCGACCGUCGUCGCCGCCCUCGAGGCCGCCCGCGACUCCAAGUCGCCCGUCAUCAUCCAGGUCUCGCAGGGUGGUGCCGCCUUCUUCGCCGGGAAGGGUGUCGCCAACGACAAGCAGCAGGCUUCCAUCGCCGGUGCCGUCGCCGCCGCCCACUACGUCCGCUCCAUCGCUCCCACCUAUGGCGUCCCCGUCGUGCUGCACAGCGACCACUGUGCGAAGAAGCUCCUCCAAUGGUUCGACGGCAUGCUCGAGGCCGACGAGGCUUACUACAAGGAGAAGGGCGAGCCUCUCUUCUCGUCGCACAUGCUCGACCUUUCGGAGGAGUCAAAGGAGGAGAACAUCGAGACUUGCGUCAAGUACUUUGAGCGCAUGGCCAAGGUCGACCUCUGGCUCGAGAUGGAGAUUGGCAUCACCGGUGGUGAGGAGGACGGUGUCGACAACACUGGCGUCGACAACAACUCGCUCUACACCCAGCCCGAGGACAUCCUCGACAUCCACAACGCCCUCUCCAAGAUCUCGCCCAUGUUCUCGAUCGCUGCCGGCUUCGGCAACGUCCACGGCGUCUACAAGCCUGGCAACGUCAAGCUCCGUCCCGAGCUCCUCGAGAAGCACCAGAAGUACUGCCACGAGCAGCUCAAGUCGAAGAACCCCCUCCCCAUCUACCUCGUCUUCCACGGCGGUUCGGGAUCGUCCAAGGACGAGAUCACUACCGCUGUCAAGAACGGUGUCGUCAAGAUGAACGUCGACACCGACACCCAGUGGGCAUACAUGAUCGGCUUCCGCGACUACUUCAAGUCCAAGGCCGCGUACCUCGAGACCCAGGUCGGUAACCCCGAGGGCGCCGACAAGCCCAACAAGAAGCAGUACGACCCGCGCGUCUGGGUCCGUGAGGGUGAGAAGACGAUGAAGGAGCGCUGCCAGGUCGCCUUCAAGGACCUCCGCUCCGAGGGAACCCUCUAA
This is a messenger RNA of Rhodotorula toruloides NP11, 1146 nucleotides long. Its product is annotated as fructose-bisphosphate aldolase, class II. Gene Ontology annotation, molecular function: zinc ion binding; fructose-bisphosphate aldolase activity. Bases 1 to 1146 code for a protein of 381 amino acids. Gene Ontology annotation, cellular component: cytosol. The transcript has 10 exons. The record is from RefSeq and is a predicted model, not a curated record. NCBI's taxonomy places the organism in Eukaryota, Fungi, Basidiomycota, Microbotryomycetes, Sporidiobolales, Sporidiobolaceae. Gene Ontology annotation, biological process: glycolytic process; gluconeogenesis.